AUGGCAAUCAGAGCAGAGGACAAAUUAGCUGCAACUCUGCGAUUUUUAGCAGGUGGUGCCUCAUAUAAAGAACUGAUGUACUCAUUCAGGAUAUCAAAAUCUACUAUCAGUGAAUUUGUACCAGAAGUUUGUGAUGUAAUUUACGAUGUGUUGAAGGACAGAUACUGCCAAUUUCCUGACUCUACUGAAAAAUGGCUUGCAGUCGCUGAAAAUUUCAAGGAGCAGCGGCAGUUUCCGCAUUGCCUUGGAGCCAUUGAUGAUAGGGCUCGGCUAGGUGCUAGAAGUAGAAUUAAAGAUAUGGCUCAGCUAGGUGCUAGGAGUAGAAUUAAAGAUAGGGCUCAGCUAGUUGCUAGGAGUAGAAUUAAAGAUAGGGCUCAGCUAGUUAGGGCUCGGCUAGGUGCUAGAAGUAGAAUUAAAGAUAGAGCUCAGCUAGUUGCUAGGAGUAGAAUUAAAGAUAGGGCUCAGCUAGUUAGGGCUCGGCUAGGUGCUAGAAGUAGAAUUAAAGAUAGGGCUCAGCUAGUUGCUAGGAGUAGAAUUAAAGAUAGGGCUCAGCUAGUUAGGUCUCGGCUAGGUGGUAGAAGUAGAAUUAAAGAUAGAGCUCAGCUAGUUGCUAGAAGUAGAAUUAAAGAUAGGGUUCAGCUAGAUGCUAGAAGUAGAAUUAAAGAUAGGGCUCAGCUAGUUGCUAGGAGUAGAAUUAAAGAUAGGGCUCAGCUAGUUAGGUCUCGGCUAGGUGCUAGAAGUAGAAUUAAAGAUAGGGCUCAGCUAGUUGCUAGGAGUAGAAUUAAAGAUAGGGCUCAGCUAGUUAGGUCUCGGCUAGGUGGUAGAAGUAGAAUUAAAGAUAGAGCUCAGCUAGUUGCUAGAAGUAGAAUUAAAGAUAAGGCUCAGCUAGUUGCUAGGAGUAGAAUUAAAGAUAGGGCUCAGCUAGUUAGGGCUCGGCUAGGUGCUAGAAGUAGAAUUAAAGAUAGGGCUCAGCUAGUUGCUAGGAGUAGAAUUAAAGAUAGGGCUCAGCUAGUUAGGGUUCGGCUAGGUGCUAGAAGUAGAAUUAAAGAUAGGGUUCAGCUAGAAGCUAUAUAG
Messenger RNA from Lottia gigantea (owl limpet), 1074 nucleotides. RefSeq lists its product as hypothetical. Lineage: Eukaryota; Metazoa; Mollusca; Gastropoda; Lottiidae. The transcript is spliced from 2 exons. The record is from RefSeq and is a predicted model, not a curated record. Bases 1 to 1074 code for a protein of 357 amino acids.